This is a messenger RNA of Oryzias latipes (Japanese medaka), 2196 nucleotides long. RefSeq names its product UbiA prenyltransferase domain containing 1 (gene ubiad1). Gene Ontology annotation, molecular function: prenyltransferase activity. Gene Ontology annotation, cellular component: endoplasmic reticulum; Golgi membrane. Lineage: Eukaryota; Metazoa; Chordata; Actinopteri; Beloniformes; Adrianichthyidae. Gene Ontology annotation, biological process: menaquinone biosynthetic process; vitamin K biosynthetic process. The record is from RefSeq and is a predicted model, not a curated record.
GGCUUCACCAGCAGGACCGGGACAGAGCGGAACCUUCGUUCCGGUGGGGUUUUCUCGUCGACUACUUCACAGCGGUGCACCCCGGAAGAGGAAGUGGCGCCAGGCAGGACCAGCAGGGCAGUCUCCCCCCUCCUCCCCCAGAAUUCACCCGGACGGUCUCUGCGCCCCUCGGCGCGGCUGCAGUCGCUCGGAUAUGCGUGUCAGCGGAGACGAACUUGGGCUGGGUUCGGCUCAGGAGACGUAGCAGGAAUGUUCUGGAGGAUCGCUGGCGCUGCAGGACUCGUGCAGAGGAAUGGCUAAAGAGCAGAGCAGGGCAGAAACCUACGUCCUGGCGGGGUCAAACGGUCAUGGUCACCAGCAGGGGCAGACUGGCGUGAAUCACUCCGCUCCACCCCCCCCUGCUGACCCCCACCUCACGUCGAGGAUGUCCCGUGUGGCCUCAGACGUCAGGCAGAAGUGUGCGGCCUACGUGCUGGCGCUGAGACCGUGGAGCUUCAGCGCCUCGCUCACGCCGGUGGCCCUCGGCAGCGCCUUGGCGUACAAGCUGGAUGGUUCUGUGGACCUGGUGGUUCUGAUGGUGUGCGCCGUGACUGUCCUUGUCGUCCACGGGGCAGGAAACCUCGUGAACACCUACUACGACUUCUCCAAAGGCAUCGACCACAAGAAGAGCGAUGACAGAACUCUAGUGGAUGAGAUUCUGGCCCCCCAGGACGUGGUCAUGUUUGGGGCUUUGCUGUACUCGUUGGGGUGUUUGUGCGUCACGCUGCUCUACUUCCUGUCCACGCUCAGACUGGAGCACCUCGCUCUCAUCUACUUUGGAGGACUUUCCAGCUCUUUUUUGUAUACAGGAGGCAUCGGUCUGAAGUACGUGGCCCUGGGGGACGUGGUCAUCCUCAUCACCUUUGGGCCUCUGGCGGUGAUGUUUGCCCACGCCGUGCAGGUGGGCUACCUGUCGGUGCUGCCGCUGGUGUACGCGGUGCCGCUGGCGCUCAACACGGAGGCCAUCCUUCACAGCAACAACACCAGAGACAUGGACUCUGACAAGCAGGCGGGCAUCGUCACCUUGGCCAUCCUGAUCGGCCCCACGCUGUCCUACGUCCUGUUCAACCUGCUGAUCUUCGUCCCCUACGUGCUGUUCUGCAUCCUGGCCACCCGCUACACCAUCAGCAUGGCGCUGCCCCUCCUCACGCUGCCCAUGGCCUUCCCCCUGGAGAGGCAGUUCAGAAGUCGCUGCUACGCCAAGAUCCCGCAGAAGACCACGAAGCUCAACCUCCUGAUGGGGCUCUUCUACGUUUUUGGGAUCAUUUUGGCCCCUCCCAGGAGCUUGCCGUUGCUGUGAUUCCCUCAGAUUGACUUGUCCGGACCGCGUUGUGUGUCUUUCUGCACCGCGGUCCCACAGCUCUGCUGGCGUGGCAGGUUUCUGUAGUUCAGCAGACCUGAGCUCAGGAUGAGGCGUGAAGUCCUCUGCAGCGUGUCGGUGGGAACAUCCAUGGACGGUGCACGAUCAUGCAUCCAAAUGUAGAACAUCCUCCGUUGUUCUGCCUGUUUGGUACGAGGAAUGACUUUGAUUUGUGCACUAAACACGUUUUGUUGUUGUGCUGAAACUCCUCCAUGUUGGUUUGCCAUAUGUUCUUACCAGAGAACCAAGAUUUCCUUUGUCAGUGUUUAGAGCUUUGAAGCUGCAGGAUUUACAGAGUUUAGUUACUCUUGGAUAAUUAUUCUAAAGGGAAACGUCCCAGCGUCUCAGUCUUCUGGCUUCAUUGUUCGUGUUAAGAUUAAAAUCAUUUUUUAUGUGCAGGAGAAAUUGGGCUGAAGGAGCGUGAACGUCUGAAGUUUCCAAACAGAGGAGUUUCUUUGUGGAACUAAAAGUUCUUUUCCAUCUUUGACAUAUUAGUCUGAAGGGACUCGAGGCCCGGCUCUGUUCCAGAACUCUAAUGAACUGAAGUGUCGAGCAGAAGACAGCUGAGUGAGUCAGAAGGGGGCGCUGUGGGACGCUGAUAACCCCCAACCCAUUUAGUUGGUUCUCUUUUAUUUACUUAUUAAACUGCUGGCUCUGUUAUCCAUAAACUGUGUUUGUAUUUGUCAAAUAUUUGCCAUUAAAUGUCCUCCAUUCACUUUUUAAAGAAAACCAUGUGGCAUUCAAGUGUUAGUUUGUUUUAGGAAGCUUCUCUGAAAAUAAACCAUGACGAUCUUGGA